Molecule: messenger RNA, 330 nt
Organism: Lichtheimia ornata
Lineage: Eukaryota; Fungi; Mucoromycota; Mucoromycetes; Mucorales; Lichtheimiaceae
Exons: 1
Coding region: 1-330 (109 amino acids)
Biological process (GO): actin filament organization; vesicle transport along actin filament
Cellular component (GO): vesicle; cytoplasm; actin cytoskeleton
Molecular function (GO): actin filament binding; ATP binding; microfilament motor activity
Source: RefSeq, a predicted model, not a curated record
AUGCAAGACGAUUCACGCACUGAUCUGGUGGGAUUAUUGACGGGACCGAACCAGAGUGUGUCCGAAGACACCAUCGCCAACUUUUUAUCCAGUCGAUACAAGCGCAAUCAAGUGUAUACCCGGGCCGGCCAUUCAAAUUUAAUUGUCAUCAACCCCUACCAACCUUUGGAGGCUGUGAACGAUGCGACUCUGCAAACGUAUGCCGAUGUGGGUUACAGAGAUGUCUCUGAAAACAAGCCUAUGCUUCAACCGCAUGUCUACGAUUUGGCUGCUCGUGCUUAUUUUCAUAUGCGUCGUACCGGUGAAGAUCAAAGUAUUGUACUAAGGUAA